Funneliformis mosseae is the source of this 164-nucleotide messenger RNA. The record is from the annotation of a GenBank genome assembly. NCBI's taxonomy places the organism in Eukaryota, Fungi, Glomeromycota, Glomeromycetes, Glomerales, Glomeraceae.
AUGUCGUCUUCCUAUGCUGACAGGAUGUCUCGUUCGUUGUUCGUUUCUGGACUAUCACGACGAACAACUAUCGAAGAUCUCGAAACUGCUUUUAAAGAAUUUGGAAGACUUAAGGAUGUCUAUAUACCAAGAGAUUAUUAUACCAGGGAACCAAGAGGAUUUGC